Messenger RNA from Astrephomene gubernaculifera, 1898 nucleotides. NCBI's taxonomy places the organism in Eukaryota, Viridiplantae, Chlorophyta, Chlorophyceae, Chlamydomonadales, Astrephomenaceae. The record is from the annotation of a GenBank genome assembly.
CUAGAUACGGUGGUUAUCAGUCUUCGGCGCACCCUAUGAGGGAUUUAAACAUGCAUGCGGUCUUCUCGUUGACCUGCAAGCACAAGAUAACAAUUUGCAACGCGAAUCCCAGCCUUUCCAUAGUGUAAAGGAGUUGCACCAAUGUUUGACGUCCAGGGUCCGCGCUUCCUGUCAGAGCUGCGGGUCAAGAACCGGUUUCUCAGGCGGAACUUCAGGCCGCUGCUCGAUGGCUUCUUCGGUGGGGGCACGCCCAAGCGGAGCGCAGUGGUUAUUGUCAGCCAUAGUGGCACCAUCGCUAACAUGCUUUACAGCCACACGGGAAAGGACGAGGAGCAAGUGCUGAAGCCACGAAACGCGUCGGUAAUUGCCAUCGACGCCAGCGGUUGUUUGGACCUCCGGCAUGAAGGCACGCUGCCCGAGUGCAAGUCGGACGAGUGGCACGAGUAUUUCACCGUGCCCCAGUUCCAAGAGUUUGCCAGCGACAUCCAGUUCGAGUACACGCCGCCGGAGUCGUGUCUGCUGCUGCUUGUACGCCACGGUAUUGCUGUGAACAACGUAAACAAGGCCUACGCAGACGGCAACCUAACGCAAGAAGGAGAGGCUUCCAUCGUCAAGGCUGCGCUCCGCAUAUCGCAGCUGCUGCAACAGUACGACAUCAAGACCGUCAGCAUCUUCUCGUCGGCCUUGAUGCGCACGCGCCACUCCAGCACGCUUCUGUACGACACACUGGGCUUCCGGCAGCUUUCUCCCAUGUGCUCACUGCCAUGCCCCGUUAGCAGCUGCGCCUCGGAAGGCGAGGGGGAGGGGCCCUGGCUGCAGGGCGCCAUUUCGGUGGGUGUCUCGACAGUUUGCUCAGUAAGGAACUGCAACAGCAGCUUCCCCAAGUACGCAGUGGCUUGCUAUGGCUCCUGUCUUUAAUAGGGUUUUCAAUAGGGUUAGGACGCUCAAGGUAGGGGCAUUGCAUGCAUGGAAUGCACAUUUGCAUAGACAAGAAUCCUGCUACCGCUUAUUAUUCGCUUCUUGUCCCCCGGGGAAACGUGUGAUCCAGAGGCAUGCUAUUGUACGGCUUAUUUCGACAUGAACACAGACAGGUAUCUUUUUGUAGGCAACGGCCUUGCAAAGGCUGCAUUGGAUUCUUAGGUUAGAUGUGCAGUAUGGAAGGCGUAUUGCUUUGUUUGGUUGACCAGUGAUCUCGAAAUUUAUUGUAUUGACGUUUCCUGCUCUGUACAUUCCGUACAUGCCUGGCUGAGCCAUCAUCAAGGCCUUGAUGGUGGCUCAGCCAAAGCCCCUGACCCAGGGGAGACAUGUCUGAUCAAUAUCCGUGUGUGUAGAUGCCAAAAUGAGAGUUUUAACAUAUUGUACUUGUUGUCUGCACUAUUGGCGGAACGCUAGGUUUAGAAGCGACUACUUGCAGGGUGGAGAUGGCGGAAUAUGCCUGAUGACGUUCUUCGUUUUUGUCGGCCCGAGAUGGUAGGGUUUGUACUCAUAGCGAUGUAUUCAUGACACUGUGCCCUACAAAAGCUGUGGACGACGAAUUCGGGAUUUGCCGCUGAUAGGUAACAUGACUUGUUGCUGCUGAGAAGUGCCUAGCCGGCCCCAGCGCAGUCCGUGUACUGCGUAAUGUUUCACAAGGUUUGUUUGCUUACUUGCAGUCGCUUUACUAUUAUCAUAAAAUGCCUGUACCGCCGGGUCAGCGAUCUCACGAUGCCUUUUGGGUUUAGCACGGCUGUCGGUACGAUAAGGUGUAAAGCGCAACAUGCAGAUUACAGUGUGCGCACCCAUUGGGUCCUGGUUGUCGUCCCCGUGCAUGGCUCUGCACAUUGCAAUGGCACAUCUGAACAACCUGCACAACAGUCCCUUGGGGUAAGCCACCCCUGCCUGUAACCGUCCGAGUCAAC